AUGUACAUAAAUCCGGCCCAAUAUGCUCUGGUGUUCCAAGAGAUUAAGCGGAGCUCAUCAUCUCACUCCACGUGCAGACUUAUUCUUUUUGUCUCAUGUUUGAGCAUCGACUCCAUUUGUACAGCCAAAAUUCUAAGCUUGGUUCUUAAGAAGAGCUUGAUCCAGUACCAAUUGAUACCGGUUGUCGGGUACGCCGAUUUGAAGGAGCAUUACCAGAGGUUGGAUGCAGAUGUUGCAAAUAUCAUUUUGAUAGGAUGUGGAGCAAUGAUCGAUAUUGAGGCAUUCUUCGAGAUUGACGUCAACGAAUACGUUAGCGAACAAGCGCCAGAUGUGACACAGUCAUUGUAUGAAGACUUAGAUAAGGCAGUUCAAAAAAGUCUCCAUUUGAGGCGAAAAAUCUACAUUAUUGAUGGUAACAGGCCUUGGAACUUGGACAACGUAUUUGGGUCUGAAAUGGUUGUGUGCUUUGAUGAUGGUUAUAUUGACAAGAACUUGCAAAAAGAGAGGGCGUCAUACAAAAUGUUAGUGGACGCGUCAGACCAUGAAUCUGAUGAUGAGGAUCAAGAGGACGACUCCGAUUCUGAUUCUGAUAAUGAAGAUGAAGUGGAGGAGAUAGCAGUUGGAUCAGGAGAAGAGCUGGAUAAAGACGAAAAUGAAGAUUCCCGAAAACGGAAACACGAAGAUGAUGCAAAAAGACUCCGCAAACAGCGCCGUAAGGCUUUGCACUCAUCGGAAAGCCUAUUAGAAACGUACUACAACCAGGGUACUGCCAUUUUUACUGCCACAACAGCAGUCACUUACGCAUUACUCGCCACAAUCGGUGAAACCAGCAUAGAUAACUUGUGGCUCUCCAUCAUUGGUGUUUCAUCCUUGGACCGCCUUCAUUCGGAUGUUUACGAUAAAAUUGUACCACUAUUCAAGGAAGAGGUUCACAGAUUGAAUCCUUCCAACAGCUCAGGGAGUUCGUCUGAGAGAACGGCAGAUUCCAAUACGUUGGCUAUCGAAAAAGACUACCAUCUCUUCCUCUUACGACACUGGACUCUAUAUGAUUCUUUCUUCUACUCGUCUUUGGUCAACUCCAAGCUCAAUUUGUGGACAGAGGACGGAAAGAAAAAACUUCACAAGUUGUUUGCCAAAAUGGGAAUAUCACUUUCCGUGGCUCAACAGAAGUGGUUAUACAUGGACAUCGCAGUGAAGAAAAACCUUCCGGUUAUCUUCAGUAAGUACCUUCCCCUCUACGGUCUAGAAGGUGUUGUACGCGAAGGAUUUGUUCGUACGUUUGGAUAUUCUGGCCAGUUAUCUGCGAUGGAAUGCGUGGAAUCAUUAGCUGCUUUACUCGAAACUGACGACAGCUCUCUCCGAAAGGAUACCAAAAACAAGGAGAAUGGCGAGUCAGAGCAAGAUGAAAUCAAUGCUAGGAUCCAGAAUAAGGAGAAGCUAUGGGUGAACAAUUUUUGGUCAUCUUGGGAUGCCCUUAACAUGAGUACACAAGGAACUAAUUCGAGGAUUGUUUCAGCGAGAACUAAAACAAUUGGUGAUAUUAAAAAACUCAAAGGAUUUGAUUUGAUGAUUCAUGGACUCGAGAAUGCCAAAGAGAUCCAGCAGACCAUUUUCAAGACAGGAAUGUCUGUGCUAGAAAGAAAGCUUAUCAAGAACUUGAGACUCUAUCGACUUUGUGUGCUCAAUGAUGGAUCGAUCCCGGAUCUAAAUCUCUUCAAUAAUCCAUUGAUUCUUUCAAAACUUGGAAAUUGGUUACUUGAAAAUAUUAAUGAACUUGAGUUUCUCAAUUUUUCCACUAAGAAAGGCGACUCGAAACUUAACGCCCUCAAACCGCUUGUGGUCGCAAGUUUGGAUGCCGCCAGUGACACAUAUCUCGUUAUUGGGCUUGCCCCAAAAUAUCCUCGUGGCCUAGAUAACUCCACAUUGGCCAAGAUUACACAGAAUCAAGACAAGAAGGACAUUUCAUUGAUGACGAGACUUAACACGUUCAGUGUCGCAUUCCAGAAAGUGUCAUCCACAUCAGGAGCCAAGGUCAGAAUUAAUAGUUUCGAUUCAUCGAUUAUCGAGAUUCGGAAAGAUGACCUUUCCCCAUUCUUGGAGAAGCUUACCCUCAGCGGAUUAAUUUAG
Sungouiella intermedia is the source of this 2127-nucleotide messenger RNA. The record is from the annotation of a GenBank genome assembly. Lineage: Eukaryota; Fungi; Ascomycota; Pichiomycetes; Serinales; Metschnikowiaceae.